AUGGCAUACCCCCUUCAACUAGGUUUCCAAGACGCAACCUCUCCCAUUAUAGAGGAACUCUUACACUUUCAUGAUCACACCCUAAUAAUUGUUUUCCUAAUUAGCUCUCUAGUCCUCUACAUUAUCACCCUAAUACUAACAACCAAACUAACACAUAUCAACACAAUAGACGCCCAAGAAGUAGAGACCAUUUGAACCGUUCUCCCCGCUAUCAUUCUAAUCCUAAUCGCCCUACCAUCCCUACGAAUCCUCUACAUAAUAGACGAAAUCAACAGCCCCUCUCUUACUGUAAAGACAAUAGGUCACCAAUGAUAUUGAAGCUACGAAUAUACCGACUACGAAGACCUGUCCUUUGACUCUUACAUAAUCCCAACAUCGGACUUAAAACCAGGAGACCUACGACUAUUAGAAGUCGACAACCGAAUAGUAUUGCCUAUAGAAAUAACAAUCCGAGUCUUAGUCUCCUCCGAGGAUGUCCUACACUCAUGAGCUGUCCCCUCCCUAGGCCUAAAAACAGACGCAAUCCCCGGGCGCCUAAACCAAACAACCUUAAUAUCAACACGACCAGGCUUAUUCUACGGACAAUGUUCAGAAAUCUGCGGCUCAAACCAUAGUUUCAUACCAAUUGUCCUCGAACUAGUACCCCUAGAAAACUUUGAAAAAUGAUCCAUCUCAAUACUGUAA
Messenger RNA from Physeter macrocephalus (sperm whale), 684 nucleotides. The record is from the annotation of a RefSeq genome assembly. NCBI's taxonomy places the organism in Eukaryota, Metazoa, Chordata, Mammalia, Artiodactyla, Physeteridae.